This is a messenger RNA of Heterobasidion irregulare TC 32-1, 1117 nucleotides long. RefSeq lists its product as uncharacterized. Gene Ontology annotation, molecular function: NAD(P)H dehydrogenase (quinone) activity; FMN binding. NCBI's taxonomy places the organism in Eukaryota, Fungi, Basidiomycota, Agaricomycetes, Russulales, Bondarzewiaceae. The coding region runs from base 210 to 998 and encodes 262 amino acids. The transcript has 5 exons. The record is from RefSeq and is a predicted model, not a curated record.
AGAUUUCCACGACGGCUUCUGCAUUCGAACUAUAGCUGACAGGUUCGGGUGUAGAGCGUUGAUAGGACGUUCUGGAAUGGCAUUCGCGAGUAUCGCACUCCUGAGCGCCAGCUACCCUAUAUAACUAAGCGGGCUUUUUGCUGACUGGAUCCCCCUUCUUGGAGCAGCGGUCUGGGCGCCACAGGACCACAUACUUCCCUCUAUUAUCAAUGUGUUUCCCGUCCAAAAAGCAGGGAAGGGUCCUCGCGGACGAAGAGCCUGCACAAUCAAAGUCCGCUCCAACCACCGCCGGUACAUCUAACGCUGCAGGGUCCUCAUCUGCUCCUCCAGCUUCGACCUCUCAACCCACUCCAUCUGUUCAGCCUCACACAGCUAUCGAGUCUACCAUGUCGUCUCCCAAAGUCGCGAUCGUCAUUUAUACUCUCUACGGCCACAUCGCAAAGCUCGCAGAGGCCAUCAAGGGCGGUAUCGAGUCGGCCGGUGGACAAGCUACUAUCUACCAGAUCGCUGAAACCCUUCCUGAGGAAGUCUUGAAGAAGAUGUAUGCGCCUGCCAAGCCUGACUAUCCCAUCCUCGCCCCUGCCGACCUUGUCAAGUUCGAUGCUUUCUUGUUCGGCGUGCCCACUCGGUACGGCAAUUUCCCUGCUCAAUGGAAGGCCUUCUGGGAUGCGACUGGUCAGUUGUGGGCGUCAGGCGGACUCUACGGCAAAUCUGCCGGCCUCUUUAUCUCUACCGCCGGCCUUGGCGGAGGGCAAGAGUCCACCGCCAUCGCUGCGAUGUCGACCCUCGCCCAUCAUGGAAUAUCGUUUGUGCCUCUCGGCUAUAAGCACGCUUUCGCGCAGCUUACCAGCUUGAGCGAGGCCCACGGCGGCUCUCCUUGGGGUGCUGGUACUCUCGCGGGUGGCGAUGGGUCACGCCAGCCUUCUGCGCUUGAGUUGGAGAUCGCGACAAUUCAGGGCAAGAGUUUCUGGGAGCAGGUCUCGCGCAUCAAGUUUUAAACGCGUCGUAUACUGAGGUGAGAGUAAAGGGAACGGACCCCACGUAUGGCAUGUUGAGUUUUUGGUCGACCGUGUAUGUAAAGUAGUCUGAGAAAUAUGUUUCGUUGCUGUGAGGUUUA